AUGGAGAAAGAUCUGGCUAAAUGCCAAGCUGCCUACGAUGUGCAAUAUGCCGACAUCAUCAAGCGAAUCAACGCAGAGGACGAUGACUACCUCAAGGCCUCACUUCAAUUGGUCGACUCAGUUCCUCCGCAGGCCGUCGUGCCAGCCACCGCGACUGGGCUCACCACCGCCGUCCCAGACGACAACGACAACGACAACGAUGAGCUGGCGACUUCCACAAAUACAACUAGUUCGAUGCUCACUGCCCAAGAGACCCUUGAACAAUCAGAUGAGGCCAUCGAAGAUGAAAUCAACAGCGAGCACGACCUGGACGGCCUUGACGAUCUCGAUCACCUUGGUGACCUCAAACCAAAUGAUGGAAUGGAAUCCAUGGACAAUCAUUCACAAACCAGCGAGUCUCCCCAAUCCCUCGUAGAUCAAGCAACCGAAGAGUCUGACUAA
Molecule: messenger RNA, 441 nt
Organism: Penicillium concentricum
Lineage: Eukaryota; Fungi; Ascomycota; Eurotiomycetes; Eurotiales; Aspergillaceae
Exons: 2
Coding region: 1-441 (146 amino acids)
Source: RefSeq, a predicted model, not a curated record